AUGGAAGAUAAGCCGUCAUUUCUUCGUCCAGUCGGGAUCUCAUAUAUUGCGGAAGAUCUUGCCGAUGACAGAAAAGCUUACGUUUCUACUAAUGCUGUACAUAGUCUACAAUCAGCCUUCCACAUUGCGGAAAAUAUUUUCAAAAAGGAAGUCCCGACCCCAAAUGAAAAUAUCAUGAAUACUUCUAUGAACUCGGAAUUAAUUGGAGAGGAAAAAGAGACGGAUACACACGAUGGCAGUAGAGACGGCAGCAAAGAGGAUAUCACUUCACCCAAUCAGGAGCCAAAUACACAAGAUGGCACUAAAGAGAUUAAUUCAGAACGAACUGUGGAUGUAGACACACUCGAACUUCUAUCCUCAGUAGAAAAAGGGAGACAUUCAAUUUCUCCAGACAAAGUUGAGAAAACUGAAGCCAGUCAGUCAAUCACACACGAUAGCAGUAAAGAGAAUGCUAAUUCAGAGAGCACACUAGACAUUAUAAAUCUAGAGACGGAAGAAAAUGAGAUUCAGCAACGGCAUCUACCUGGAAAUGAAGCGUCUGAGGACUGUAACGCUGACAUAAAUGAAGAAUUAAAUACUCAUGAUGGCAGUAGAGAGAGCACUGAUUUAGAAAAUAAAAAUACGCUUGAUAUGUUGGAUUCCGCAACUCGGGAGAAUUACUCACAUGUAAGCGAAACUAAUUCCUUUUCAAAUCAUAAUGGUCAAGUCGAUUCUACUAAAAAUCAAACAUUUUAUUCGCACGAUCGUGAAAGAAGAGAGAACUCUGAAUCAGAGUGUGAGAUGGACACGCAAGAUUUAAUCUCAAAUUUUGCAGAAGAAAAAUAUUUGCAGCAGACUUCUUUGGCACAGGAUUAUGAAAAUGACCAGUGUUCUGAUGUAACUUCGAUUUCAAAUAACGAAGACACGGACCCAUUUGCGUUUUUAGCAAGAUUUGAAUUGAGAAGUGGCUCUGAUAUCCCAAUAGAACAAUGCGAUUUUGGUAAUAUAAAUCUACAAUUACAAGCAGAGACGCUACCUCUCUUGCCAAGAUGGCUGUCAAAUAAAAAUAUAAAAGGGCCGACACUCAUUGAUACCAUAGAAUACGUUCAAACUGUGCUUCCGGAAGUUCAUUUCGAGCUCUGUGAUGUAAUUCCCAGAAAAAAGAACAAAGAAAUGAAAAUUUAUUUGGGAGGAGCAAAUAAAAAACAAACGAAGUUGUUCAGUGGUAGGAGAAAUGGAAAAAGAUGAAAUUCUAAUCAGGUAUCACUGAAGCGUGGCUGGGCGGAAUCUUAUUGCUAUAAAAUACGAAUGCAACUGCUGCUUUUCGCUUCUUUGUUUCCUGGGUCACCAUCUUGCAUUCAGUACUAUUCAGUUAUUGUCUCAUUCGCUGUUUUAGGUUUAUGUUAGGUGUGUGCAAUAUUUAUUGUUGGUGGGCCAUAUAACCCAAUUCUGAAAUCUAGCUGUGCCACACAAAAAAUUCAGCGAGAAAGGCAAGAGAAGAAAAUGCGGCUAUUGCUUAGCUUGCACUAAUAAAGGCACCAGGUAAAACGGCGUAAGAUUUACCACAGCAACAAGAACAA
This is a messenger RNA of Styela clava, 1559 nucleotides long. Lineage: Eukaryota; Metazoa; Chordata; Ascidiacea; Stolidobranchia; Styelidae. The record is from RefSeq and is a predicted model, not a curated record.